Pipistrellus nathusii (Nathusius's pipistrelle) is the source of this 2607-nucleotide messenger RNA. The record is from the annotation of a GenBank genome assembly. NCBI's taxonomy places the organism in Eukaryota, Metazoa, Chordata, Mammalia, Chiroptera, Vespertilionidae.
AUGGAGGGCGCAGGGUCCCGGGGGGCCGGGCCGGCGCGGCGCCGGGGAGCCGGGGGGCCGCUGCCGCCGCCGCUGCUGCCGCUGCUGCUGCUGCUCUGGCUGCUGCCCGGCCCCGCGGCGCCCGAGGAGCUGAACCCGCGCGGCCGCAACGUGUGCCGUGCGCCCGGCUCCCAGGAGCCCGUGUGCUGUGCCGGCUGGAAGCAGCAGGGGGACGAGUGUGGGAUCGCGGUGUGCGAAGGCAACUCCACGUGUUCGGAGAACGAGGUGUGCGUGCGGCCGGGCGAGUGCCGCUGCCGCCAUGGCUACUUCGGUGCCAACUGCGACACCAAGUGCCCGCGCCAGUUCUGGGGGCCCGACUGCAAGGAGCUGUGCGUCUGCCACCCGCACGGGCAGUGCGAGGACGUGACCGGCCAGUGCACGUGCCACGCGCGGCGCUGGGGGGCGCGCUGCGAGCACGCGUGCCAGUGCCAGCACGGCGCGUGCCACCCGCGGAGCGGCGCGUGCCGCUGCGAGCCGGGCUGGUGGGGCGCGCAGUGCUCCAGCGCCUGCUACUGCAGCGCCACGUCGCGCUGCGACCCGCAGACGGGCGCGUGCCUGUGCCACGCCGGCUGGUGGGGCCGCAGCUGCAACAACCAGUGCGCCUGCAACGCGUCCCCCUGCGAGCAGCAGAGCGGCCGCUGCCAGUGCCGCGAGCGGACGUUCGGCGCGCGCUGCGAGCGCUACUGCCAGUGCUUCCGCGGCCGCUGCAGCCCCGUGGACGGCACGUGCGCCUGCGAGCCGGGCUUCCGCGGCAAGUACUGCCGGGAGACGUGCCCCGCCGGCUCCUACGGCCUGGGCUGCCGCCGCAGAUGCGGGCAGUGCAAGGACCAGCAGCCGUGCACGGUGACGGACGGCCGCUGCGUGACCUGCGAGCCCGGCUGGAACGGCACCAAGUGCGACCAGCCUUGCGCCGCCGGCUUCUACGGCGAGGGCUGCAGCCACCGCUGCCCGCCGUGCCGCGACGGCCACGCCUGCAACCACGUCACCGGCAAGUGCACGCGCUGCAACGCGGGCUGGAUCGGCGACCGGUGCGAGAACAAGUGCAGCAAUGGCACGUACGGCGAGGACUGCGCGUUCGUGUGCGUGGACUGCGGCAGCGGCCACUGCGACUUCCAGUCCGGGCGCUGCCUGUGUAGCCCCGGUGUCCACGGGCCCCACUGUAACCUGACGUGCCCGCCCGGGCUGCACGGGGUGGAUUGCGCCCAGGCCUGCAGCUGCCAUGAGGACUCGUGCGACCCAGUCACUGGUGCCUGCCGCCUGGAGACCAACCAGCGCAAGGGAGUGAUGGGCGCGGGCGCGCUGCUCGCCCUGCUCCUGGGUCUGCUGCUCUCGCUACUGGGCUGUUGCUGCGCCUGCCGUGGCAAGGACCCCGCGCACCGGGAGCUGUCGCUGGGGAGGAAGAAGCCGCCAAAACGACUGUGCGGGCGCUUCAGCCGCAUCAGCAUGAAGCUGCCCCGGAUCCCGCUCCGCAGGCAGAAGCUGCCCAAGGUCGUAGUGGCCCACCACGACCUGGAUAACACGCUCAACUGCAGCUUCCUGGAGCCACCCUCCGGGCUGGAGCAGCCCUCCCCGUCCUGGUCUUCCCGGGCCUCCUUCUCCUCCUUCGACACCACUGACGAAGGCCCUGUGUACUGCGUGCCCCACGAGGAGGCGGCAACCGAGAGCCGAGACCGAGAAGUCCCCGCCGCCCCAGCGGAGGCCCCCGCGCCCGCGACCACCCCGGCGGCGCCAGCGGAGGAGGCGCCCCUGCCCGCGUCCUCCGACAGCGAGCGGUCCGCGUCCAGCGCGGAGGGGCCGGGCGGGGCGCUGUACGCGUGCGUGGCCCGGCGCGAGGCCCGGCCGGCCCGGGCCCGGGGCGAGGCGGGGGGCCUGUCGCUCUCGCCGUCGCCGGAGCGCAGGAAGCCGCCGCCGCCGGACCCCGCCACCAAGCCCAAGGUGUCCUGGAUUCACGGCGGCAAGCCAGGCGCUGCCCGCGCGCCUUCGCCGCCAUCCCUGGGCCUCGAGGUGGCGCCCAGCCCCAGCAAGCGGAAACGGACACCCAGCGACACCUCGGCGGCGCGGCCCGAAGAGCCGGGCAGCUCCCGGACCCAGGACCCGGCGGCGCCGCGGCCCCCAGGGCUGGCCGAAGAGGAGCCGGCCCUGGCCGCCGCCGCCGCGCCCUCCCCGCCCCGGGCCCGGGCGCGGGGCCGCGGGCCUGGCCUCGCCGAGCCCACGGACGCCGGUGGCCCCCCGCGCAGCGCGCCCGAGGCCGCCUCCAUGCUGGCCGCCGAGCUGCGCGACAAGACUCGCAGCCUGGGCCGCGCCGAGGGCGCCCCGGGCACGCCCGGCCCCCGCGAGAAGCCGGCGCCGCCGCAGAAGGCCAAGCGCUCGGUGCUGCCGGCCUCGCCGCCGGUCCUCACGCCCCCGGCGCCCGAGGCCCCGGGGCCCGAGAAGGCGGCGGCGGCGGUGGCGGCCGGCUCACCCCUGCCCGACACCCCCCGGAAGAGGACCCCCAUCCAGAAGCCGCCGCGCAAGAAGAGCCGGGAAGCGGCGGGCGAGCUGGGCAGGGCGGGCGCGCCCACCCUGUAG